Somion occarium is the source of this 1242-nucleotide messenger RNA. Lineage: Eukaryota; Fungi; Basidiomycota; Agaricomycetes; Polyporales; Cerrenaceae. The record is from the annotation of a GenBank genome assembly.
GCUGCUCCUCCUUCCUCACAAUGUUGUGUUACCUCUCUCGCUGUACUUGGAAUGAAGCUCUCGGGAAUCGAAGUGUAUAUAAAGACAAGAAUGGGAGAUCCCGAACGAAUCAAAGAGUUCCAAGUUAAGACGGAUGUGGCCACUAAAACUGCUACCUGCUUCAUUCCCAGUAAAGAGGGUCAGGUCAGUUCCGUGGCCCUGCGAUGCGCGCACAUGAGACUUGCUAAUAUUCUCAGUUUUCUCUGCAUAUCAAAGGAGUUCGAAAUUUGUUGGAAGUCUGAGCUUGCAAACAAUCUCAGCUUUAGAAGCUAUAUCGACGGCCGGGCCAUGGGUCGUUCUUCAUGCUGUCCAUUCAGACAUGGAUCGAGAUGGGGGAUCCGCUCUUCUCCUACCACCCGGUUGCCUUUCAAAUUUGCGAAUGUCGUCCUUUCAGACGAUGAUUCUUUGAUGACUGACGGUUCUGGGUUGCAAAACAUUGGGACAAUUGUGGUUGAAGUCGGACGUAUAAUUCAUGCGGAGGGCAAGCUUGGGACGAACUUCGUACUUCCCGGCGAAAUUGGCCCUGUUCAUGAAAAGACAAAGAAGGCAGGUUCGCACUGCGUCAUGUUUGGAGAAACAGUUCCCUGUCCGAAUCAUGCACGAACUAGUAGUCGUCCACUAAACCCCGGCGAGGGCAUCUGGGCGAAGUUCAUCUUUCAAUAUCGACCUAGAGGCUCAGGGUAUUAUUAGUAACGACGCACCGACCAUUCUGAAACGUUCGAGGAGUUCUGCUGCGCUAUCAUCGCCGACAAGAUCACAACAAAGAAAGGUCUCUGCACUUGACAACGCUCGACCAGCCAAGCGUGUCAAGCGAGAAGCCACUCUCAUCGACGAUGACCCAAUUGAUUUAACAGUUGUCAAAGAAGAACCCCCUAGACUACUAGACCCAUCGCUGCAGGGCACGGUUAUUGACUUGACGUUGGACGACGAGUAGCAUGUGUCGACGUCAGCUGGUUCUUAGGAUAUAAUUUAUUGUGCCCCUGGUAUUUUAUGUUUACAGUAUGAUUUCUUGUGUUGUAUGCUCGGUUCACCGUAAUGCAUACGGGACAGGUCGUAAAGGAAUAAUAUCGGUUUCUAUAGAUGAAGACAUGAUAGAAGGACUAAAUAAAGGUCCGAAAAAUGCAACGUAAAGUAGUUGUAUUUAGAAAUCUUUGAAACCGGGACCAAGUUCGGUACCAUAUGCAUCUUGCAUCUUAUGAAAGU